AUGUCUGUCCCAAGGCUUCCGGCACGGAAGCUGUCGACUCGCCGGCGCCACGGCGACUCAGACGAUGAAGACGUCGCUGUCUCUGUGCAGCGCCAGCGUCCCCCGCCCGUGGAAGAGCUGGAUGAAGAAGCAGAUUUUGCCAGCAGUGUCGAAGAUUCCGACGAUGACUCCGACGACGGCGUCCACGAUCCCGCAUGCCGCACGGAUCUCUACCCGGCGCAAAGCCAGCGACAGUCUGGCGAACACCGGUCGCUUACCUUGUCGCUGCAUCACGCCUUUGGCAUUCACCAGCUGCGCCGUCAGGUUUCCACGAGUUCUUCAGGAGCGUCGCAGUGGCAGGAGGCCGCUUCGCCACACAGCGGGUUACGGCAAGGUUCGCACUCGAUCACUAAGGCGUCCUCAAAUCGCACAGGAACUUCCAGCGGGAAACAAAACUUAGACGUCGGGGCGACGGACACUCCACAGCGUGACAGGUCACCUGAGGACGCCCUGCAGCUGCGAGGGACCGGAGCCCUGCCUUCGAAAGCGUCCUUGCCCCAGGGCAGCAUCGAGUCGCGCAGGGAGGGCGGCGCAAAUCCCACGAGGGGUUUAUCCGGUAGCGUCCCUCCCGGGCAUGUGCAAGCCGGGCGCAAUCCGGAGUCUGAGUAUCUUCCCUUGAGGGGCGGCUUGGAGACUUCGUCUUCCAGUUCCCCUGCAGACGAGUGGCGAUCCUUCAGUAUCGCACAUCCGCCGCCGUUCACCGGCCUCAGCCGGCAGCCAGUAAGCAGCUGGUGGGGGCGAAUCAGUGAAGGAGAAUCCAAUUACGUACUUCCGCAUGUAUCGAAAGAACUUUGCUCUGACGAGUACGGGAAAGACAACAGCAAGCAGGUGAAAUGCUGUGGCUUCUGCCCCCUCAUCUUCACCAGGAAAGGCUGGAAAAUGUUUUUCUCUGUCUUCUGGCAAGAAGACAAUUUCGACCUGCUCCUGCGAAACUACGUUCCGGAAGACCCGCAACGACGGCAAUACACUUCACACCACUCAGACAGUGAGCAUGCCGGACCCCCAAGCAAUACCAUGUAUUCCGCAGGCAGGGCGGCGUCGCAGCAUCGUCGGCUCAUGCACGUCGGCACAUCGGCUGGGCAGUAUGCUGGCCGAGUCGCGCAAUUCUCCAAGGAGCCCGAGUCGGCAGUCAAGCACAAGGCAGCCACGCGCCGCAUUAUGAAGGGAUAUCCGUUCGUCACCUUUCGAUACCAGCCUCUGAAUCGAGCGUACAACUACCUUCUCGGCCAAGUUGUCCCAGUCAAGGUUAUAUGGGCGAGCCUUUUCGCGCUGAUCGGGCAGGCGCUACUGUCAGUGGGCCAGACACUGAUGGCUCUAAACCGCACAAACCUCUUGAAUCUGUCCACCAGGGGCAUCCCGAAAGCUGUCGAACAUGGCUACUAUGCUCCGGUGAAGUAUCUGGGGUUGGCGGGGAAUGACAUUUUUCAUGGGCCUGCUUGA
Molecule: messenger RNA, 1479 nt
Organism: Neospora caninum
Lineage: Eukaryota; Apicomplexa; Conoidasida; Eucoccidiorida; Sarcocystidae
Exons: 3
Coding region: 1-1479 (492 amino acids)
Source: RefSeq, a predicted model, not a curated record